AUGGCGACCAAACGGCCAGCACCUCAGGUGCACUCAUCGCGACAAGCACAAGUACCGGGCGAACCGAAGCGCAAGCGACAAAAGCCUGAUAAUGCGGGCCCAAAGUCGUUCAAGAAGGCGCAUCCAGUCAACGAGCUCAAAUCGCAAAUACGAUCACUCAAACGCCUGCUCGAGCGCGACGAGAAGCUACCAGGCACUGUCCGGAUGGAGAAGGAGCGGCAAUUGCAGACUGCGGAACGCGAGCUGGUCGAUACGCAAAGGGCAAAGCAGAAGAGCGACAUGAUCAGCCGUUAUCACAAGAUCAGGUUCUUCGACAGGCAGAAAGCUACGAAGCGGCUGAAGAGAGUACGGAAGGAGCUGAGAGCGCAUGAAGCUGAUGAUGAAGCUCGUGCGCAGCUUGUGAGGAGGGUUGACGAUGGGGAGGUGGACGUGAAUUAUGCUCAAUAUUUCCCUCUGGACCAGCAUUAUGUGUCUCUCUUUCCCCGCAAAGGUGUGGAUCAAGAAGAUGGAGCGGAGGACGAUGAGGGUGGUGAGAAGGAUGGCGUAGAUGGGCGCAAGGGCGACGAAGAGAUGUGGCAGCUCGUCAAGCAGUGUAUGACGCAUGGGCGGCUAGACGAUCUGAGGCAUGGCAGGCUGUCGCAAGGCGACCCGGAGUCUUUGACAGGCAAUGACAUGGAGAAGCAGAGGAAAGCUGGUGCAAAGGCAAACAGUAAGCCAUCGGAAUUCCAGCGAGGCCGUGAUGAAGAGGGCCGGGGUGAUUCAGAGGAUGAGACCGGCGGAGGCUUCUUCGAGUGA
Saxophila tyrrhenica is the source of this 795-nucleotide messenger RNA. RefSeq lists its product as uncharacterized. Gene Ontology annotation, biological process: maturation of SSU-rRNA from tricistronic rRNA transcript (SSU-rRNA, 5.8S rRNA, LSU-rRNA). The record is from RefSeq and is a predicted model, not a curated record. Bases 1 to 795 code for a protein of 264 amino acids. NCBI's taxonomy places the organism in Eukaryota, Fungi, Ascomycota, Dothideomycetes, Mycosphaerellales, Extremaceae. Gene Ontology annotation, cellular component: preribosome, small subunit precursor; nucleolus. The transcript has a single exon.